UCAGCCCCCACUGCACCUCCAUCUUCAACGACUUUCCCCACUUGUCAAAGUUCAAAUCUGACAAGCCACUUCUUCACGACUCAAAAAACCCAUGUGAAGCCCACAUAAGCAAAAACCACCGCAGCCACAUCUAAACAGCCCCCAUUUCAAAACCAGCCACAAGUGCCAAAUAACCAUGGAACCCAUGGCGCUCGGAAGCGCCCCGUCGAGCCCCUCAUCCCCCGGGGUCAAGCCCAACUUCCUCCCCGCCUUCCUCAUGGGCGACACCUCGCAGCCGUCGUCGCCCAACCCCAGCACCUCUCCGGGUCGGAAUCGGACCCCGGGGCGGAAACUCGGCGCUCCGAGUACCCCCGGGAUGUACCCCAAGCUGUUCAACGCGACUCUGGAGAGCCCGCGGCAGCCGUUCACGCCGCACAAGCCCGGGCCCCCGAGCCAGGGGCUGUUUGAUACCAUCGAGCAGAAGCGCAAGCCCACUAGUCCCAUUAUGCAGUCCACGGCGAUUGAGAGUCCGGGGGUGUUCGGGCAGAGCCGGCUGGAGGAUAGUUUUAAUUGUAGUAGGAACUUUAACGAGAGCGUGAAUUUUAGUCGGGUGGACAAGAUUGAUACCCAUUGGGUUACAGUGUUUGGGUUUCCGCCCAGCGCUUUGAGUUUGGUUUUGGCGCAGUUGUCGAAUUGUGGGACGAUUGUGGAGAAGAGGAUCCCGGGACAGGGGAAUUGGCUGCAUGUGAAGUUUAAUCAUUUGAGUGAUGUGCCCAGAGCUCUGGCUAUGAAUGGGAGAUGUAUAAGUAAUUGUAUUAUGGUCGGGGUUAGUUUGUAUUAUCAUAAGGAAAAUAAGGAGAACGAUGACGUUUUUGCGUCGCCUAUUAGAGCCAGGUCUUUGCGGCACUCGUUCAUUUCGCCCCACAACGCAAGUUCGGUGCUGCCGCCGCAGAACGUUCCUCAGAAGUCCACUGGUUUGGUGUCGAAAGCGAUCGAGUACGUCUUCGGCUGGUGAUUUUAUAGUUUUUAGGUUCAAUUUUAUAUUAUUAGGGACUGAUGUGUAAAAACUAUCUUUUUUUUAAGAAAACUACUUUAUGAUAGUA
This is a messenger RNA of Zophobas morio, 1082 nucleotides long. Its product is annotated as nucleoporin NUP35. The record is from RefSeq and is a predicted model, not a curated record. Bases 176 to 994 code for a protein of 272 amino acids. Gene Ontology annotation, molecular function: nucleic acid binding; structural constituent of nuclear pore; phospholipid binding. Gene Ontology annotation, cellular component: nuclear pore central transport channel; nuclear membrane; nuclear pore nuclear basket. Lineage: Eukaryota; Metazoa; Arthropoda; Insecta; Coleoptera; Tenebrionidae. Gene Ontology annotation, biological process: NLS-bearing protein import into nucleus; nuclear pore organization. The transcript has 2 exons.